UCGGAAACAAGACAACCACAACCGGAGUCCUCUAUAUCAGUAGCAGGAACGGGGUGGGGAAGUCUCGGGUACAGGCAGUAGUACCACAAGCAAACUUACUCCUACAGCAGGAAGUACUUUUAUCAAGACGAAGGAAAUAAAGCUGGAACGAGCAAAGGAUACUGCAACGAGCAACACAGGAGGUGGAACCGCGUUCGCCAGCGAUAGUUCUACGAACCUGGCAACCGCGAUCAAAGGCCUCAAGGAAUUCGACGGAAAGGCCCCAGCUGAGUUCAAGACAUGGAUGAAGAAAUUCUGCGUGGUGUUAGGUGUGACCAGGAAGGACAUCCUGCCACUGCUGAAGAAACAAAGGAAGCCAGAUCCCGCAGACACAGCGGCCUUCGACUCCUACACAAAGGCAAACGAAGAUCUCUACGCCAUUCUUUUCCUCCUAGUGGAACUUCCAGCCGCCUUGUCGAUACAGAAGCACGAAGACGACACUGGCAUCAGCGGCGACGGACAAGCUGCCUUCGAGGAGCUCUGCAACAACUAUGACAGGGUAACGGACGAGGUCAUCAGGCCCAAGAUGGAGGAGCUGGAGAACAACCCCAUGAACCCUGGUGAAAAUCCCGACGACUACUUCAACCAGAAGCACCUACUCCCAGCUGGAUAAGAUGGGAGAACCCAUCUCCGACCGCCGCUUCAAGGACAUCUGCGUACAGGGCUUCUCCGACGAAUACAAGGACGUCAAACUGAUGGUGUUCAGAGACCCAACCUUCAACGUCCUGGACAUGCAAUCCACCAUGCGCAACAUCUUCUUGGACGAACAAUCGCGCAAGGGAUGGAACGGACGCAUCGCUGGUCGAGGAUUUGCCAUGGCGACGACCGCGUCUGACAUCAUCUGCCACAGCUGCUACGAGCCGGAGCGCAUCAGGAGAAACUGCCCCAAGAUCAAGAACAGGGCGAAGAAG
Molecule: messenger RNA, 950 nt
Organism: Ectocarpus sp. CCAP 1310/34
Lineage: Eukaryota; Phaeophyceae; Ectocarpales; Ectocarpaceae
Source: the annotation of a GenBank genome assembly